Messenger RNA from Girardinichthys multiradiatus, 2412 nucleotides. RefSeq names its product ventrally expressed dharma/bozozok antagonist (gene ved). NCBI's taxonomy places the organism in Eukaryota, Metazoa, Chordata, Actinopteri, Cyprinodontiformes, Goodeidae. Gene Ontology annotation, molecular function: sequence-specific double-stranded DNA binding. Gene Ontology annotation, biological process: central nervous system development; spinal cord motor neuron cell fate specification; endocrine pancreas development. The transcript has 3 exons. The record is from RefSeq and is a predicted model, not a curated record. The coding region runs from base 1280 to 2119 and encodes 279 amino acids. Gene Ontology annotation, cellular component: nucleus.
AGGUUUAGGGUUAUUGUCAGGGUUAGGGCAUAGAAAGGGUUGAAAAUGACUGAAAAUCAAUGGGAGUCAACAGAUGGUCCUCACUACAUAUAGCAAAACAAGAGAGUGUGUGUGUGCGUGUGUAUCAGCUUUACAAAGUCUGCCUUUAAUCUCUGGAUGAUCUCAAGAUUAACUGUUGUCUGUAUGUUAAACCACUCACUGCUCAUUAUGUUGCUUAUUAACCUGAUGACUCCUUCUCUCUUGGAGAUGCAGGAAACAUCAUUUCUAAGUAGUUGAUCCUGAUUUACUGGCCAUGAUGAGAAGCUUACCACCCUGAGAGCAUUUAAGGCUGUAAACGUGAUUUUUUUCCCCAUUGAUCAGCAAAAGUUUUUUGAUGAUUGCCAAUUGAAAUUGAAUUGUUAUUUUUUUAACUGAUUAAAAGUUUCAGAGGUUAAAAUAAAAGGUUAAAAAUAUAUUUUAUUUUACUACCUUAGAAAACAAAGAAAGUGGUGAAUAUUAGCCUUCACGCCUCCUAAUCCCCUCCGUUCUGUUUUACCACAGGCUUUUAGUUUGAGGAUUAUUAUCCCACAAAAAAAAACAGAAUGUUUCUUUGAUUUUGAAUUUAUUUAAACAAUUUUUUCCUCAUUGUUAUUUUCUUAUAUAUCAUUUUUAAAUUGUGUUUGGAUUUGUUUUUUCAUUUAAAGGGGCCAAAUCAGUUAGCAAAUACAAGUACAUAUUCUCAAAAAAGAUGCAACAUAAAUUUCAUUUGAGGUUGGUUUAUGUUUGAAACUUUGACCUCUCUCCAACUUCCACCCAACAAUUCAGCUGAAUCUGAUUCUGCUUUUAAGAAUUUCCACACCCGUCCUGAGUGGAAAUUUCUUCCCUGAAGAAAAUCUUAACUAACCAUGUUUUUACGGCAUGGCUGUUGCCGUAGGGGAGAUGCAGACGGUUUGGGGUGAGUCUAUUAUCUGUUGCAGAGGCAGGAAGGAGGAGGGUGCUGGAGGAGAGGUGGGGGUCCUUCCCAGACUCACUGGAGCCUUGCUGUAACAGCCUCAUUGAGACUGAAUGGGACAUCUUAAUUACUCCAGUUGUGAAAACUGAAGGAACAUGCUUUGAUCUUCAGGUUGGGACAUCUACUAUAAAUACGGCCUGCUUGGAGAAACAAUCAUAAGUCUGUGACCUUUGCAAGUAACCAUCCUGAGAAGAACAUUCCCCUGACCUAAACUCUGAGCUAAGAAGCCACAAAAGGAUUUUUUUCUUCCCAGCUUCCUGCAGAGAGAACCUUUAAUCUUCAGCAACCAUGAGGGGACAUUUCUCCAUCGAGUGGAUGGCCCAAAGCAGUAAGCCAGCAGUGUCAGGGACUUUCCCCGCUCUAGCACCCGUGCCAGCAGCUUGGGGGACGCAUUCAGAGAGUCUGCCGGGUUUUUACUGCAAGCCAAAAUCUGAAAAGCUACUAGAGCUGGAGCAGCAAUACAUCAACACUUUAAGCCAAGAAGCUCCUCAGCACCAAACAUCUCCCAGCAAUGAAGCUGCGAAUGAGGCCGGUUUCAGCAGCGGCACCGAGGAGGAGACCUCAGGGUACGAGAGUGAAGGCGGUCAGUCUCAUUCCCCGUCCACCCACACCGACAGCGCCUCCUCCACGUCCCCCGUGGGCAGGAGGCCCCGCACAGCCUUCACGGCAGAGCAGAUCAGCAGCCUGGAGAGAGCUUUCAAGAGAAACGCUUACCUGGGAACACAAGACAAGGCGGAGCUCUGCAAGAAGCUCAACCUCUCCGACAAACAGAUCAGAAACUGGUUCCAGAACAGGCGGAUGAAGCUAAAGAGGACGGUGCAGGAUGCCUUGGCUCACGCCUGCCAGGCCAAUGCUGCCUCUCAUUUCAUGCAUUAUCCUGAGCUACAUGCCUACAGGCCCGGGCCGUACCCCACAUACCACUCAGCGGCAGCAGCGGUGCUGCCAGAGGCCACAACUCCCGCAUCCUACGUUCAUCCUCCCACCUUUCAGUACAGCUCCCCUCUGUCAAACACCUCCGUUCUGCCCCUGGACCCUUUCUACCAGUACAGCAGCCUCCCAGGAGUCAUGCUGCCCACUGCCACCUCUCAUCUCAGGGGAUCCUACACACCAUACCCUCAAUACUACUGAUCACAGACACUGAAAAGAAACCUUUGGAGCAUUUUGCAUUUCUGAGACAAAAAAGGAUAUUUUUUAUAACAAAACCGUUGAUAUCAUCCUGUUAAGAUUAACGGAACCAAAUAGUUUACAAUCUCCUAAAAUUCCAACAUGAACUGGGUGGCGUGCAAUAAAAUGAACAGUGUGUGAGUGUGUGUGUAUCUCUGUGUUUGUACAGUUUUGAUCUAUUUAAAUUUACACUGAUGAAGCUGCUUAUGUAGAGUUGUGUUUUUAUGUGACUGUGAAAAUAAAUUUAAAUAAAGAAA